GCCACGGGAAUGAUGCUUCGGGUUCUGGUGGGGGCUGUCCUCCCCACCAUGCUGCUGGCUGCCCCGCCACCUAUCAACAAGCUGGCCCUGUUUCCAGAUAAGAGCGCAUGGUGCGAGGCCAAGAACAUCACCCAGAUCGUUGGCCACAGCGGCUGUGAGUCCAAGUCCAUCCAGAACAGGGCAUGCCUGGGACAGUGCUUCAGCUACAGUGUCCCCAACACCUUCCCACAGUCCACAGAGUCCCUGGUGCACUGUGACUCCUGUAUGCCGUCCCAGUCCAUGUGGGAAAUUGUGACCCUGGAGUGCCCUGGCCAUGAGGAAGUGCCUCGAGUGGACAAGCUGGUGGAGAAGAUUCUGCGCUGCAGCUGCCAGGCGUGUGGCAAGGAGCCCAGCCACGAGGGCCUGAGUGUCUACGUGCAGGGCGAGGAUGGGCCGGGCACCCAGCCUGGCGCGCACCCCCACACCCACCCUCAUGCUCACCGUCACCCUCACUCCCACCCUCACCCCCAUUCUGGUGGGCAGAUCUCUGAGCCCGAGGACCCCCCAGGGGUCCCCCACACGGAAGAGGACGGGGCUGAGGACUGA
Molecule: messenger RNA, 585 nt
Organism: Elephantulus edwardii (Cape elephant shrew)
Lineage: Eukaryota; Metazoa; Chordata; Mammalia; Macroscelidea; Macroscelididae
Gene: NBL1
Product: neuroblastoma 1, DAN family BMP antagonist
Exons: 3
Coding region: 10-585 (191 amino acids)
Biological process (GO): animal organ morphogenesis
Molecular function (GO): BMP binding; receptor ligand activity
Source: RefSeq, a predicted model, not a curated record